Molecule: messenger RNA, 4135 nt
Organism: Esox lucius (northern pike)
Lineage: Eukaryota; Metazoa; Chordata; Actinopteri; Esociformes; Esocidae
Exons: 3
Coding region: 100-3879 (1259 amino acids)
Biological process (GO): regulation of transcription by RNA polymerase II
Cellular component (GO): nucleus
Molecular function (GO): DNA-binding transcription factor activity, RNA polymerase II-specific; RNA polymerase II transcription regulatory region sequence-specific DNA binding
Source: RefSeq, a predicted model, not a curated record
CUAAAACAGGAAAUAAAGAAGGUGUGAUGGAAGCCAAAGCACUAAAUAUUGACGUUUGAAAGGGACUUAAAGGGGGCCAGUUUGAGGUUCCUAUGAAGGAUGGCUGCUGAGGGGUUGAUGCAGGAGACAGUAGGGGCAGAGGUGGAGCUACUGGAAGAUGUAAAUAAUGCCUACAAGCAGAGCCCAAUGGACAUACCCCGGUUUUCUGUACCGCUCCCCUUCUCUAUGCCAGAUGAUUCGAGUGACGAUGACUGUGAUCUGCCCGAGAACAGCGUCUCUGCGUAUGGCAUGCAUUCUAUGGAGCUGGGAGGAAAGUGCUGGGAGUGUGGUGUACAGUUCAAGUCUAGCCAGGAGCUGAUUGACCACUUCGAGAGCCACAGGGACAAGGUCUCAACGUCCUGCAACAUAUGUCAGGUGACUUUCAGUCGGACAAUAUCGCUGGCCAUGCAUUUAGUCAAUGCACACCAAAACUCAGUCCUCCUGUGCCUCAGCUGUCAGCAGCAUUUCAGAAACCUGUGGGAACUCAACAAGCACGUAGGAAUGCACUUGUUUAACAAGUUAUUCAAUUCAACCCUUGAGGACAUUUCAAAUAAUAGCUCGAAUGGCGGUGAUGAGAUUUUAAAGAGAUGCUAUAGUCUGCCUUCAGCAGUGGCUCUUGACCAUGACUACAACUCAAAUGAUAGUUUGAAUGACAGUGAAGUGACUAUAAAGGAACAAUAUCCUCUAAAGUCAUCGGUUGCCAUGGAACAGGAGGUCAAAUCAAAUGGUGGCUUAAAUAACAGUGAAGACAUUUUAAAUGAACAUUAUACUCUACCUUCUACAGUAGCCAUCAAACAUGAGGACAUGACAAAUAAUGGUUUGAAUUUUAGUGAAAAGAUUGUGAAUAGACAAUUUACAUUACCUUCAGCAGUGGCUCUUGACCAUGACUACAAUUCAAACUAUAGCUUGAAGUGUGGUGAAGCAAGUUUAAGUAAGGGACCGUGUACUCUGUCACCAGCAGUAUCCCUGAAACGUGAAGAAGACUCAACGAAUGGCUUGAAUAACAGUGAAGAAACUUUAAAUGGACAUAAUUUUCUACCAUCGGCUGUGGGCCUUGACCAUACCUACAGCAUAGAAAGCAAUAUGAGUUCAUCAAAGACCAGACUUAGGCAUGAGGAAUCAGAUGAGAAGGAGGAGCCAGAAGAGCAGAAGGAAGAUAUCAAACCAGACCCCUCCACUCUGACCCCUUCACCGAGGGUCCAAGUCAAACCUGAGAGAGAGCUUGAGCUCGAUGGUGCACCCCUCCAAUGGGAUGAGUGGAUGAGUGAUGGAGAAGGUGAUCAGAGCGAAAACGCUGAGAGCGCUGGGGAAAGUGGCAGUGACUGUUUAACAGAGACCAGCGGGGGGAAAGAGAACGUUGGCAACGGCAGCGGGCUGAUUGAAGAGAAGGAAAUGAGAACGGAGUACGCGGGGAAAACGAAUGUCACCCGGAGUGAAAAACAGGACACAGAUGCUGAGACGACGAACGAUGAGGAUAGUGAUCCCUCAUGGUCCGAGCAGGACUCAGAAUUCGACCCAGAUGAGUUAUCGGAUUCUGGCAGUGGGGAAUCCAGUGGGUCUUCCUACAGUCCUGUACGCACUCGGAACGCCAAGAUGCGGCCGCCCAGGACCAAGCUGCCCCAGUCCAAGCUGCCCCUGGUCAAACCUUACUGUAUCUUUUGUGCCACAGGGCCAUAUCAUGACAUGGACUUUCACUUGAGAGGUUGCCGUUUGAAUGGCCUUACCUGCACUGAGUGCAGCUUAAUCUUCCAAAAUAGAAAAGCCCUGCAGAACCACAAAGUUUUGGUUCACGGAAAAUCUCCCACUAUGUGUGCCGUUUGUGGAAGAGGGCCAUUUAUUAAUAUCGAUUUCCACUUCAGGAGCUGCUCUAGGGAUUGGUUAUUCCAAUGCUCUGAGUGCAAAGUCCCAUUACCUUCAGAAAAAUCCCUGACAGACCAUAAUGUUCGCUAUCACAGUGCCCCAUCCAAGCCCUCUGAUGGUAUCUGUGUGUUUUGUGGCGGUGGACCAUUCACAAGUCUUGACCUCCACAUGAGUACCUGCUCUAAGCAGAAGGGCUUACAAUGCUCUGUGUGCCAAGUUUUCUUUCCUACUGAAUUGGUCCUGGCUGAACACAUGGUUAGCUAUCACAGUACCCCUUCCCAAGUCCAGAGCACAAACUCAGACACCUCUGAUGGCAAAGGUACCUGUGUUCAUUGUGGCAGAGGGCCAUUCACUAGUCUGGACAUUCAUUUGAGGACCUGCUCUAAGAAGAAAUGCAUCCAAUGUUCUUUAUGCAAGCUUUUCUUCCCUUGUGAUGUCUUGGCCGACCACAUGAUUUCUCAUCACAGUACCAAAUCUAAAGUUCAGAGCCCAGUCACAGAAACCCCUGACCAAAAUACCUGCAGCCGUUGUGGCAUGGGGCCAUUUAACAAUCUGGACAACCAUAUGAGGACCUGCUCUCAGAAGAAGUGCAUCCAGUGUUCUGUAUGCAAGCUUUUCUUUUCUGGUGAUGUCCUGGCUGACCACAUGAUUUCCUAUCACAGUACCAAAAGCCAGAGUCCAGUGGCUGAGUCCCCUGACAAAGGUGUAUGUGUCCAUUGUGGCAGAGGGCCAUUCACUAGUCUGGAACAUCACAUGAGGUAUUGCAAUAAGCAAAAUAGCAUCCAAUGCUCUAUGUGCAAAGCGAGCUUUCUUACAGAGGGCAGACUAGUGAACCAUAUUGUUUCGACUCACACCGACAAACUGGUGACCCAACCUGUUGGGUCCCCAGUUCCAGCAUUGCCCUACGUACCAAAGGCUAUCUCCACAACUUUAGGACAGCAGAGCCCCUGUAGCCCCACCCUAAUGUGUUAUAGUAGCGGAGUCAAGGAGCUGAAACAACUGGCCCCAGUCCCAGUGGCUGGUCAGGGCCCCAGUGCCGUUGGCCAGCUAACGCCUACUGCACUGUCUACUGUGUCUUUGCCUAGAAUAAUGCUGUCUACCACAUCAUCCUCCCCAUUGUUUCCCAACCCAGCUGUCCCUGUGAUGGCCACUUUGGUCUUGGACAACAACUGUGGUGGUCCAGGGAAAAUUGCCAGACUGGUGCCAAUGGUCCAACAGAUGAAUCCUCCCCAACUGCAGGUUAUAGCCGCCACACAGACUAACACAGCGAAGGCCCUCGGGCAGUUCUUUAACUAUUUGCAAGAGGACUUCCGUCAGACAAAAUCUGUCCAACAACAGUUAGCCCUGCCCACGGCCCCAUCCACGGACCUUAUCAGAUCCUCAAUCACCCCAUCCCCUAGACCCGUUUCAGUUGUGGCGCCGGGGCUAAUCACAGCGAUCAGGCUGUCCCCGUUCCCCACCCUCCCCCCAGGUCAGACUUUAGCCACUGCUGUUCCCCCUGCCCCGGCCCCUCUCAGCAUCAUGUACAUGUUUGUGAACAGAAGUAGGGAGCUGGCCCUGGAAAAACGCAUGAUGAUGAGCUGGCGUUCCAAGGGCGUCUACACAUGCCGACAGUGUGGCGUGGUCUCGCGACAGCCCUCGCUCAGUGUGAAGCACCGCUACCUCCAUCGGGGAUCCCGGCAGUACCGCUGCCACUGCGGCAGAUCGUUCCUGCGACGGAUGCACCUCCUGCGCCACUACCUCCUGCACGCCCAGGACACACGCUACAUAUGCACUGCCUGCGGGGAGACUUUUGAUGGGGCAAGGGGCCUCACACAGCACUUGAUUGUAACUUCUAAAACCACUAACUGUUCAGGUGACGGCAGAACUUUACAAACAAAAAAGGAGUGCCGGAUGCCCUUCACCUGUCACUGUGGACAGGUGUUUUGUAGGCCUGCAGCGUUUCUCUGGCACAAACUGAAAAGCACCCAAAGGACUUAACACUGGAAUGGGCCAUAUUCAAUGCAUUGGUUUCUUUCAUGAUCCACGCUGGCAGGAGAACGUAAUCUUUUACUGUGUUUAAGGGGUUUAAAACAUUGCAGUUUGUAUGAGUUGUAUGGGUUCAUUAUUAUUUUUUACUUUGAGUGAAUAAUUCUGUUCUGUAUGUGGAGUGCAAUACAUGCAAGUACUGCACAAUAUGUUCUGAUUUUCACUAAAUACUUCCAAAAAUACAAUCAUAUUAAAAUAUUUCACUUGA